AUGGAAAUCAAAUCCACCCCCACCGACGCAAAUGCUAAACAUUCGCCAUAUUGUAUGAAAGUAAAAAAUUUCGGCUGUAUAGAAUUAUUUGAAGGCGGGCAACACCGGCAGCACGCCGCCAUGAUGGUAAUGGCGAUGCUUGGCUUCUAUUUUGAAGUUUCCCGCCAUGAUAGAGACAAAUAUAUUAGAGUGCACAACCGACAUAUCCGACCAGAUAAACUCCAUCAUUUCGAGAAGAUCCGUUCAGACGCGACACUACCAUUGCCAUACGACUAUAUGAGCGCGAUGCACCCCGCUUGGCAGUUUUGGAGGAGAAUUGGCAAAAAAGGCAUAUCUUCGGUUGCGACAUACAAAGAUCAGGACCCAGAUGGCUCUGUGAUGAAAUCUUUAGGACAAAAUCGCGAGCUUCUCUCAAACAUAGAUAUCAAGAAGAUAAACAGCGUGUACGGGGUCAGAUGCUUUCAGAACCAACGACGUGUGGAUUUAAAUUACGAUUCAGUA
Molecule: messenger RNA, 501 nt
Organism: Brenthis ino (lesser marbled fritillary)
Lineage: Eukaryota; Metazoa; Arthropoda; Insecta; Lepidoptera; Nymphalidae
Source: the annotation of a GenBank genome assembly